AUGCUAUCCAAUCCGCAUAGAAAUCUUCACGAGCGACAGCGACAACAUCGAAGGCAAAUCUCGACUCCAUCCGCCCUUGAAGCCGCCAAAGCUCCCAGCCUUCCAGCACAGGCUUUGCACAGAUAUCAUGCUCAUCGCCGAGGCCAAAGCUUUGAUCAACGAUCUCUACCUGUUCAACGACCGCAGGCCGUACCAGAUGGACCACAACACCAUCAACUAUUUGCACAUCCUGAUCAGACGACCUUUCCCCAGCACGCAACCCCCAUGUCGAUGGUGCCCGAGUGCGACGAUUUAUGCCAGGAAGACUUCCAAGCUCUGACCGACCACGAAAGCCAAUCAAGCAUGGCUUAUGGAAACCCGACAUUGGUUAAACUCGAUAGCCGGAGCCUCAACAGCCGGGCCGUGAACAGUCAUUUCAAUUUGAUCCAACAGCACUCAAAAGCCUCGUGUAACAACCCACUCGACGGACAACUACUCGAAAAUGGUUCUUGGAACAUCUACCAGACCGAACAACUUGCGACUGCACUUCCACACCAAGCGAAUACCGUGCCGGCGGACAUAAGACGACUAUCAGUGCAGUCAGACAUACAGCUCCCCCAACAGCCGCAUACACCGAAACAUAGCAACACACAUUACGUCCCCAUUACCCCCGCAACUACACCAUUUAAGAAAUCAGUGGAUCUUGCUCAGUACAGCGACGCACAGCCAACACCAACCAAAGGACCGAGUUGCGCUAUGCUGGGCUCAGCCCAGUCGUCGUACAUGGAGCGCGCCAAAUCCCUACAAGGAGUGGCUGGAACAACAUUCUCGCAGCCGAAGAUGGAAAUGCCCUCCCCCCCGAAUACAGCAUCAUUUGACAUGGAUAGUUUUGACUCAUUUGACUGCCAGCAGAGUUCCAGUUUUGAGUUCCCCAGGUCCGAGAGCUUUUCACACAGUCAGUAUGCCUCGUCGUCAGCCUCGUCUUCUUUCCGCUCUUCCCCAGACCUUGCGGCUAUUCCAUGUACUGGGGAGAGUGAAAGACAAGACAGAAUCGCAAUCUUCCCUGCAACCCCUAGCCGUUCAUACCAGAAAAAGACACCUAGUGAACGCUCUAGUACCAGCUCCACAAAGACUAAGCUUUCUCCAAGAGUGGCAUCGAUUGAGAAUCUUAACCUAGACAACAGAGUUCAUGCGUCGAUUAAAGAGACGGGCGUAACCAUGGACGAAAUUGCGUCCUUCAUCCAUGGGCCCGAUCCGGAGGACGGAAAGUGGGUUUGUCUUCAUCCAGGUUGCGAGCGACGGUUUGGAAGAAAAGAAAAUAUCAAGUCACACGUUCAGACCCAUCUCGGUGACCGGCAGUAUAAAUGCGACCAUUGCAAUAAAUGCUUUGUGAGAGGCCAUGAUCUCAAGCGCCAUGCGAAGAUACAUACCGGCGACAAACCAUACGAAUGUCUAUGCGGCAACGUGUUUGCACGACAUGAUGCGUUGACUCGACACCGACAGAGGGGCAUGUGCAUUGGCGGUUACAAGGGAGUUGUGCGCAAAGCAACGAAACGGGGUCGUCCGAAGAAACACCGUCCUGAGAUGGAUGAGCGACAAGCUAAAGCGUCUAAGGCUCGUCAGAAACUAGCGGAUAAAUUUCUAGCUUCCAUCGAGGCUGACACUCCGCGCAAUUCGCCACCAUCUGAGGUCUUCGAGAACAUGAGCCUCCACGCACCUAGUCCAGCCAGGGAGAUGCCUGUGUUCAGCAACCCCAGCUACUCAUUACCACCCGAGGUCUUCACAUUUACGCCUCCUGCGUCUCCUGGGGGCAAUUAUGACAAGCCAUCGCCUACCCAAAGUCAGCGAUCCUUAACUCCCGUCACGGAGGAUGAGAUGCUGCCACUGUCGCCUUCCAAGCGUCCUCUAGAAAAGAUCGUCGAGGAGCCUGGUCUUCCUUAUCUGUCGGACACGGAAACUUGCCCAUAUACGGACGGUACAUUCUCAAACGCCCAUGGCUUAUCCUCGCCGCAUACCGCGCCAACCUUAACGGACUCCUCAAAUGGCUCCGACCUGGAUAUUUUCAUAAGCCAGGAACCUUCAACAAGUGUCGUCAAACAUGAAUUCCACGAUCUAGCAGACCCUGACAUGGCCGCUUUCCCAGACUACGUAAAUACAUCUGCCUUUGAAAGCAGUGUGGAUCUAUUUCCAGGGAAGGGAUUUUCUACCGCUCCCUCUAUGGGUGAUGAUUUCUUUUCCUUCCAAUUUCAAGUUGACGAACAGCCAUCAGACGCCAUGACCAGGGAAUUCUUUAUGGAAUGA
Messenger RNA from Aspergillus tanneri, 2280 nucleotides. RefSeq names its product putative C2H2 transcription factor (Swi5) (gene ace2). The transcript is spliced from 3 exons. Bases 1 to 2280 code for a protein of 759 amino acids. Gene Ontology annotation, cellular component: nucleus. The record is from RefSeq and is a predicted model, not a curated record. Gene Ontology annotation, molecular function: RNA polymerase II cis-regulatory region sequence-specific DNA binding; DNA-binding transcription factor activity, RNA polymerase II-specific. NCBI's taxonomy places the organism in Eukaryota, Fungi, Ascomycota, Eurotiomycetes, Eurotiales, Aspergillaceae. Gene Ontology annotation, biological process: regulation of transcription by RNA polymerase II.